Molecule: messenger RNA, 2394 nt
Organism: Stylophora pistillata
Lineage: Eukaryota; Metazoa; Cnidaria; Anthozoa; Scleractinia; Pocilloporidae
Product: elongin-A
Biological process (GO): transcription elongation by RNA polymerase II
Cellular component (GO): nucleus; elongin complex
Source: RefSeq, a predicted model, not a curated record
GCAGACAACUUUUCAGCGAAAAUAAUGAAUUAAUUCCCUGCGGAUGAGAGCUCGUUUCUGGCUUUUAAACAUUGUUUCUCGAUGUUUUAGACUCAGAUAAAUCUUGACGAGAUCGUUAUGCCAUCUCUUGAGAACUAUAUUCAAAAGAUUCAUAAAAAAUUGAACAAUGAGGGACUCGAAGAACGAAAGAUCAAAAAAUAUCUUGAAGAACUUGAUCGUCUACAAAUCACUCUGGAUGUUUUGAAAUCAACCGGGAUUGGAAGGGCUGUGAAUCGUCUCCGAAAAAGAGGCAAUGACAUUGGGGAUAUAGCUUCCUCUCUUGUGUCAAAAUGGAAAGAUCUCUUGAAACAAGAUAAGGACACUAGCAUUUCACCACCUGAUGUUGAUGAUAAAGAUUUACUUACUCCAAGAGGUCCUGCAGCAACUGAAUCAGAGGUGGAUCUUCUUAACAACAAACAUCACAGGUCCAGUCACAAAAGUGGAGAAAUUAACUCAAAGACACGGCCAACACUGCAACUUUGUGAUGUGUCAUUUGGAUGUGAACCUGUUAAUGUGAAACCAAAGAAAAGACCUUUAUCGUCAGUUGGUACAGCAACAAAAUCGUCGUCACGUGACAUAAGAACAGAUGAACUGGAUCUUCCACCUCUGCCAUCAUCAUCUUCAGUCAACAACGCUCUGUUGCCAGACAUCCAACCAAGUUAUAAACCAAUAAGACUACCUGAGUUCCCAGAUGGUUCACCUAAAAAGCAUAGAGGUUUAGUCACUGGUGUGGUUGAUGAGCAUGCACUCAUGUCCAGAAAAUCCCGCACUCAAGUAUUCUCUGGACGAAAAGUGGCAACUACGGUCACAACUCUCAGUGACACUGGUGGAGUACCUUAUGAUAUUAUUCACCCUGUUCUUGAAAGGUGCACUCCUCAGCAACUCUUGCAUUUGGAAGAUUGUAACCCUUACUUCAUUGAUGAUACUGACCUACUUUGGGAGAGGCAAUGCAGCAGAGAAUUCAAAGGAACAAAACCAAAAACAGGGCAGACCUGGAGGGAACUGUACAUGCAAAAUGAAAGUGAAAGAGAAAUGAGGCUAAAAAGAAUACAUGCUAAAAUAAGUGCCAAUCAAGCAGCAAAAACUCCUGAACGGCAGAUCAAACUUGCCUAUGUUGAAUCAGAAGCCAAGCCUCCUCGUGAUGUCCUAAGAAAGCAGGCUAGAUUUGGGACUGGCUCAGGAAAUCAUGCUGGCAAACAAAUGGCCUCUCCCAUAGCAAGGGCUCCACAGGGUCACCAAAGAAACCACAGUGCUUCACCAGCCAAAAAGCAUACAUUACCAGCACCGAUGAUGAAAAAGACUAUGAAACUCUUGAAAAACCAGAGGAGCAGAGCAGCAACAAGCAUUAAGCGGAGAUGAGCAUAAUAUUGCCAAGAAAUAUUCAAAGAGGCAGCAUCCAUACUUGGGCUUUAACUGCAUUUGAGAAAAAAAUUAAUGGUUGAUUUACUGGCAGGUCAUUUGAAAUCUGAUCAUGAAAUCAGUGGAUUAGUUCCAUACGUAAUUUUUAAGGGGUGAGAUGAAAAAUAAUUAAGAAGGGAUUUAAAACAUGUAACUUUUCCCCCAUAACAUCCAUACAAUAUCCUACAAAUAGGCUCUGAGAAUACUCAAACUUACCAGCUGGAAGGUGUUAUCUUGAUCUAACACCAAAUUCUCAAAACUAAUUCACAAGAAAUGUGUAGGAACUUGAGGGGAGAAUUGAUUACCAGAUCUUUAGAGCUAGAAGGUUGAGGCAAAUUAUUAUGACAUUGUAUAUAAUUUAGGUAGGUUAGGAAUAUAUUGAGUGGAUGCAAAUUUCAAAUUUCUCUCUUAAGUAAAAUAUUUAUUGUUUGCAAUUUUUUGUGUAGGGUGAGCAAUAUUAUUUUCUAUUACCUCCAUGUUGCUUGGAAAAAGUCAGGCAAAGGAAGGAAAAAAUUAUUAGGAAGAAAGUAUUGGGCAACUUGAAAUAUCUAAUUCUGUCAUCAAAGUAGGUGUGAAACACAUAUAGAAUAAUGAUCCAAAUUUUUAAUUUAUAAGAAAUGGAUUGUAAAUUCUUGAUAUGAAUUAAAAAAAAAUCACAAUAGUUUCAUACCAACUCUUGAAGACAUUGGAAAAAAAAUUCAAUUGUGAAUUGCAUGUCAUUAGACCUAGGUGUGAUGCAAAAUGAUUUGCCAAGGAGUUUGAAAUGAAUAAGAAUGUUAUGGAAGGUUUAAAAUUUUUCCUUCAAAUACCUCAAGAAAGAACAAUAGUUUAACAAGCAUUGCUCUAAGCAAGUAGUUAGUGUAAGCUUUUUAUGAAAUUGCAAUGAAUUGUUUUUACUUUGCGAAACCGCCAAAAGGAAUUUAGUAUUAAACAAAAAAAAAACCCUGGUCUAUAGUA